Botrytis porri is the source of this 909-nucleotide messenger RNA. RefSeq lists its product as uncharacterized. Lineage: Eukaryota; Fungi; Ascomycota; Leotiomycetes; Helotiales; Sclerotiniaceae. The record is from RefSeq and is a predicted model, not a curated record. The transcript has a single exon. The coding region runs from base 1 to 909 and encodes 302 amino acids.
AUGGAUUCUCAAGACCAAUCUUCCGAUCGUCAAGCUCCGGCUCAAGAUCAAUCAUUUAUUGGUCAAGCUCUGGCUAAGUUCACAAUUUUCCCACAACUUGUCCCAGAUAUACGAAUCAUGAUCUGGAAGGCUACAUUGACUCCUCGUUUAUUGAGUAGACAGUGCUUGAGCGUUAACAGUACUUUACCUCCAAGCUCUAUGACUGUUCCUUCUUUACUUAGUGUUAAUGCGGAGGCCAGAUGUGAAGUAGUAAAAUGUUACAAAAAUAUAGCGAUUUCGGCUGAGCGUCUUCAGGAUCUAAGACUUUCCAGAAGAUCUUGGGUUCCAAAGGAGAAGAAACUCCAAAUUCUCUUCAACCCUGAAAUCGACAUGAUAGUCGAUGAAAAUCUUCGUUGCGAUCUUUACCCGUUAUCCCACUCCAACGACGUAAAUGCUGAUAAGCCAAGCAGAAGCCCACUACUCGUAGACCCCGACUUUGUAAAGAAGGUUCAAGUAUCUACUGAUGUUUUCAUGAAUUCUUUCUGGACUUGGGACCAGACAUUAUGGGACUGGCAAGAUAACUACUACGGAUUUGAGGACAUCAAAUUCAAUCGGUACCAAGGAAACGACAUCAGGUUCGCGGACCUGCGAUUCAACAACUUGAAUGAGUUCAUUGUUCAGGAUGUUAAUUGCGCUCUUCCACAUCAGCUUGACUCUCCGGAGACCAGAGCUAUAUGGAAAGAAAUCCUGGGCACCAUUUUCGAGGCCGAACAAAGGGGCAAGUCGAGCGCCCACAUCCGAUUCUCAAUCCCAAAAAUGGUCAUCCGUCCAGGUGCAAAGGUAGGCCUUUGUGAUCAUUGCAUUGCCCGGUUUACCCCAUGGACCAAGUGGCCAUUGGAAGCGCCAUUGCUACCCGUAGCCUACUUGUAA